AUGAGGAGGGGGAGGAGGAGGUGGUGGAGUGGGGGGGUCGGUCUGUAUGCGGGAGCCCUGUUGGUUCACCUUGGCUGGCUCCUGGCUAGUGAACACCUGCAGGGGGCGCAUGGCGGGCAGCGAGGCGAAGACUGCGAGGGGAUGGAGUAUGACGAGGCCAUGGCGCGAGGCGUUCGCUUCACUAAGAACGGGGACUAUGUCAGGGCCAAGACCUGUCUCAAGGUGGCAUACUCGAGGAACCCGAGGAACGCUGCGACGGCGUUCUACCUAGGGGAAGCGUAUUUGAAUACCAACGAGGCGGACAGAGCAGAGAAGGUGCUGGAGAAGGCGGUGAAGGCGGAGAGAAGCAACUUGAUGGGACAGCUGCUGUUGGCGUCGUGCAAGCAGAGGCUGGGGAAGAAGGUGGAAGCGCUGGCUGCCUACGAGGCUGGGCUGCUGCUGGACAAGCACAACAUAGCGGCGCUGGUGAAUGGGGGGAUCGUUCUCAAGGACCUGGGCAGGAGGGAGGAGGCAGUGGCGAAGCUGAACGCUGCGAUCAGAGUCAAGCCAGAUGUACCAGAGGCGCACUACAACCUUGCGGACGUUCUCUACAGCAUGGGGGACGUGGCUGGGGCGAGGAAGGCAGUGAAGGAGGCGAGGAGGUCGGGAAAGCUGCUGACGCAGGCGUACACCCUUGAAAUCCUGAUGCUGGAAGAGCAGGGGAACAACGAGGAGGCGCUGAGGGUCUGCCGAGAAGCGGUGAAGAGGACGGGGGACCGGUUCUCCUUCCUAUACCAGCAGGGGAGGGUCCUCAGGACGCUCGGGCGGUUUUUGGAGGCGGAGGAGAGCUUCAGGAAGUGCGUGGAAGAGGAGGAGACGAGGAAGAACGUGGCAGCACACAGGGUCGCGUACGCGCACAACGAGUACGGGCACCUGCUGUCGCAGCUGGGGAGGAAGGAAGAAGCGCUGAAGCAGUGGGAGCGGUCGGUUGAGGUGGAUCCCUCCUUCGCUCAGGGAUGGGUGAACAUGGUGAGCGGGGACUUGAGCAAGACAAAUAUGCAGGAGACUAUCAGCAUGUACAAGAAAGCUCUGGAACUGAAACCGGAUCUCGUGGAGGCCUGGAUCAACCUCGGUCAGACCUACUACAACAACUUCCGCUCGGACCCUCGCUUCAUGCCGCAGGCCCUUGCUUCCUAUCGUAGAGCACUUGAGGUUGCCCCAGACUCGUCCUCCGCCCUGUACAGCUACGUGAGGACUUGUGUUGACCUCUGCAGGUGGGAGGACUGGGACGAGAAUUUCGACAAGGUGGCUCAGAGGAUGAAACGAGACAUGCGAGAAGGAACGCUCCUCUCCUCCUCCAUCUCCCUCGUCUACCUCCUCGUCUACCCCAUCCCCGACCACGUCCUCUGCUCUGCGUACGCUGCAAGGGCGGCUCAGGUGCAGCUCACAGCAGAGGGGAUCCUGCGAGCGGUCGGGCGGGAGGGGGGGAGGGAGAAAGGGAAGGGGCAGAGACAGGAGGACGCAGUCAGGAAGCGGAGGAUAACGGUAGGAUACGUUAGCGCCGACUUCCGUCAGCAUCCUGUCUCGUUGCUGUUUCAGAACGUUCCCGGGCUUCACGACUCAGCGAGGUUCCGCGUGGUUUGUUUCUCCCUGCUCGAGGAGGAGGAGGAGGAUGCGAUCAAGCACAAGAUCCGAUCGACAUCUGACAGCUUCAUCGACAUCUCAAACCUCCCGCACGAACUUGCAUUCCGCAGGAUAGAGGAGGAGGAUGUUUCCGUCCUCGUGGACAUGAAUGGGUACACUCAACAUGGGAGACCGGAGCUGUUUGCCUUGUUUCCAGACAAGCUGAGAAUAUCCUUUCUUGGCUUCGCAUCUUCAUUGAUGGGGACGGCUAUUCAGUACAUCACCACAGACAAGAUUUCAAGUCAGAUUUGGAUCCUCAAGCUCAAUGAAGGAACUUCUGCAGAGCCGCAGCUGAAGGCAGAGGCCAGGAGGCAGGGGAUCGACGAAGGGAGACUCUUCUUCACGGGUUCCGCCGAUCUCAAGGAUCACGUGGCGUACAAGAGUGCAGCUGACCUCCUGCUGGACACGGACCUCUACAACGCUCACUCCACGGCUGCUGACGCGCUCUUUGCGGGGGUACCCCUCAUCACCCUGCCAGGGACAAGGAUGUCAAGCAGGAUAGGAGCAAGCAUUGCCAACGGGCUGGGGCAUGCCAGUGUCAUGGUAGCGAGAGACCUCAAGGAUUACGAGGAGAUUGCAGUGCGUCUAGCAAGAUCAGAGUAUCUCAUGACGCGACUGAAGCGGAAGGUGGCGGAAGAUCGGGUAGGAAGCGCUCUGUACGAUGCGGCAAGGUGGGUCAACGCGUGGGAGACGACCCUACUGAUGAUAGAGGACAUGAAGGAGAGCGUGGGGUCAACGUACCACCUUGUCGUACAGUAG
This is a messenger RNA of Guillardia theta CCMP2712, 2421 nucleotides long. RefSeq lists its product as hypothetical. Gene Ontology annotation, molecular function: protein binding; protein N-acetylglucosaminyltransferase activity. The record is from RefSeq and is a predicted model, not a curated record. NCBI's taxonomy places the organism in Eukaryota, Cryptophyceae, Pyrenomonadales, Geminigeraceae. The transcript has 13 exons. Bases 1 to 2421 code for a protein of 806 amino acids. Gene Ontology annotation, biological process: protein O-linked glycosylation.